Molecule: messenger RNA, 3486 nt
Organism: Diospyros lotus (date-plum)
Lineage: Eukaryota; Viridiplantae; Streptophyta; Magnoliopsida; Ericales; Ebenaceae
Product: probable inactive histone-lysine N-methyltransferase SUVR2
Exons: 9
Coding region: 794-3064 (756 amino acids)
Cellular component (GO): nucleus
Molecular function (GO): zinc ion binding; histone methyltransferase activity; protein binding
Source: RefSeq, a predicted model, not a curated record
AUAUAAUGUUUGAGUUGCUGUCGUGGACUUUCUUAUGUUAUGAUGUGGUUGCCUUAUAUUGUUGUAACUGUAAUGAUUAUGCUUUUUCUGUAUUGUUAUAAGUGAUGAUUGUUUAGUUAGGCUGUUAUCUAGGCGGUUAGCUGGUUGUUGCAAUCUGCAACAACUAUCUGUUAUACUCAGCUGUACCUUCCCUCUUGUAUUGAUUCAUUUUUCAUUCAGUAAAAUUUCAGCAAGGUUUCUUUCUUCUCCUCGCAUUUCCUUUCGUGCACCUUGAAGCUCUUGCUUCAUGGUAUCAGAGCCAUAGACAUACGUCAAUGGCUUCUAAUCCAGACUUCAGUUCCUCCUCUUCUCUACCUUGUUCCUCUUCUUCCUUAUGAUCAGCUUCACAAUUCGAUUUUGCGGCUGUGGCGAAAGCCUUCAAUUAUAUCCCUAUCAAGCUGGACUCUAGCCACUAUAUCUUCUGGAAGGCUCAGAUCUUGGCAACAAUCAGAGCAUUCGAUCUUCUUCCAUUCCUCAACAAAUCUUCACCUUUGAUGAAGCAUGUCUCAGAUUCGGCAAUCGGUGAGUCGGAUUCUUCUGUUGUUAAACCCGAGUACUUGAAUUGGAUAAGAUGCAAUCAGAUGUUACUCGGAUGGCUCUUCUCUACAAUAGACAAAGAGGUACUCGCACGAGUGAUUCAUUGUGAAUCAUCUGUGGAGGUACUGAUCCUGAGUGUGGUAGCUUGGGGAAGAAAGAAACAGGUCUCAGAAGACUUCUAUGAAAUUUUUGUGUUGCUGAUAACUUUAGAUAGUUGAUGGCGCUUAAUCCAAGAGUUAGUAAGGCCUUCAAUGCAAUGAAGGUCUUGGGAAUUCCUAAAGAAACCAUAAAACCAGUGCUCAAGAACCUUUUGAAAUUGUAUGAUAAUAAUUGGGAGCUCAUAGAAGAUGAUAACUACCGAACUCUUGCUGAUGCUAUAUUUGAGUCUGCAGAUGAAAAGAAAUGGGCAGAUGAGCAAAAAGAUGGCAUGGAGAAUGAUGGUUCAGAACCUCCUCUGAAAAAGCUGCGCCUAGAACAGCUAAAAGAUCAGGUUUCACCUAGGAUAUUGAAUAAUGUGAACACCAUCUUGGAUUUGGAAGACGGUGAAGAAAAACAGACUUCAAGGUUCCCAAAACUGAUGGAAUCAUCUCAAUCUUGUAUAAAACAUAGGAAAACUGAAUCAAAUUCUCAUUGUCUUCCAAUGGUUUUAAGUAACAAAGGGAAGGACCCCAUUUCCUCAGACGUGGCUGUCAAAGUUACAAAAUCAUCUUCCCAGAGGGCAUCAACUGCUGGACACUCUAACCAGUUAAAGGGUGGAACUAGUUUGGACGAUAUGUUGAAUGAGACUGCGAAUAAAGAUUGUUAUGGUCAAAAUUUUGUGGUUCCUAAAAGAAAGCGACCUGUUACUGAUGGGCCACAUUUGGCAUUAUCGACUUCUGUAGUCUGCUCAGCACUUCCAGGUACCCUGGAGGGUUCUUCUACUGGAAAUAGUUCUGCAGAUUUAGCAUCUCCGUUUGUCACCAAAGAAGAUAUUACUUCAGCUUGCAUUUCUGGAGCAAUCUCCCCAAGUAACUUGGAGAUUGCAUCAUCACCUUCUGGAGAGGUUAAAAUAUUUUUGGUUUGUAACUCUGCCCGUGGACCACCCAACUUUCACGCACCAAAAUUAGAUGCAGUUCUGAAAUGUGUGGAAAAUAAAUAUCUAGAAUCAUGCAAAAUAGUUGGAUCUCAAUUAUCAGUGACAAAGUUGUUGAAAGACUUGUGCCAAAGUUAUUUGGAGCUAGGUACCAAUUCAACUGACGCAUCUUUUAUAAAAUCUGCACCUGUGGAUUAUCUUCCUUGCAUUAUGGGAACCAGCAGGGAAACCCCUGGAGUCAGUAAUUCUGGAAUAGAUUUGAUUACAAAACAAGGAAGCCAUUCAGAAUCUUCCAGUUUAUGUAGAUUGGCGGUGUCUCAGCAACAGACUAAUAAUAGUAAUAAAAAAAGGUGCUUUCGCAAGAUAAAGGACAUAACAAAAGGUACAGAAAGAGUGAGGAUUUCAUUGCUUGAUGAAAUUGGCAGUGAGCAGUUGCCAAAUUUUAUUUAUGUGCCUGAGAAUAUAGUUUACCAGAAUGCCUAUAUCCAUUUCUCAUUGGCUAGGAUUGCGGAUGACAAUUGCUGUUCAAGUUGUUCAGAGGAUUGUCUUUCAACAUCCGUACCUUGUGAAUGUGCUCGUGAUACUAGGGGAGAAUUUGCUUACACCCCCCAAGGCCUGCUGAGGGAAGAAUUUCUUAGUGAUUGUAUUUCUAUGAAUCAAGAACCUCAAAACCACUAUCAUGUUUAUUGCACUGAUUGUCCAUUAGAAAGGGCUAAGAAUGGGAAUAGGCCUCGGCCAUGCAAGGGUCAUCUGGUGAGGAAGUUCAUCAAAGAAUGCUGGAGGAAAUGUGGGUGUAACAUGCACUGUGGAAAUAGAGUUGUGCAGAGAGGUAUUACCUGCAAGUUGCAGGUGUUCCAGACGGAUGAGGGUAAAGGUUGGGGGGUACGCACACUCCAGGACCUUCCCAAAGGUUCUUUUGUAUGUGAAUAUGUCGGGGAAAUUCUGACAAACAUGGAAUUAUUUGAGAGGAAUGAGCAAAGCAGUGGCAAUGAGAGACAUACAUAUCCGGUGCUACUUGAUGCUGAUUGGGGUUCAGAAGGAGUUCUAAAGGACGAAGAGGCACUUUGCUUGGAUGCAACCUCAAUUGGGAAUGUUGCAAGGUUCAUAAAUCAUAGAUGCUUUGAUGCAAACUUGCUUGAUGUCCCAGUUGAGGUGGAGACCCCUGAUCACCAUUAUUACCAUCUUGCAUUUUUCACUACAAGAAAAGUGGAAGCUUUUGAAGAACUGACAUGGGAUUAUGGGAUUGAUUUCAAUGAUCAUAGUCACCCUAUUAAGGCAUUUCAAUGCUGCUGUGGUAGUGCUUUUUGUCGAGAUACAAGAGGAAAAGGUAAAAAGUCAAGUGUCUCUGAAGUAGCAGCAACUAGUCGGAUGGUGAAGCCAUCAGCAGGUUGUGUCUCUAAAUGCCAAGAAUCAUGAAAAGGGCCAUCAAAGCUUCCUAAUGACCUAUAUUUGCUCUUCAGCUGCUCUGUUGUGUUGACGUUUCACAAGGCUUUCUUCUGGGACAUUGAAGUAUUGAACAGAAGGUUGAUGAAAUAUGACGACUCACCCUGCAAUUUUUAUGACAUAUGAUGUACUUUUGACAGAUCCAAUUAGCUGUCUCAGUUUGCCCAGUUUUUUUUUUUUUUUUGGCGUAAUAAGCUGGAUCUUACAGAACCAUUUUAUAUGCCUUUCGAUUUUAGUGGUUUACAUACGUAGUAGAUGACGUUAAGAAUAUCGCAGCUAAGACAGAUAAGGAACGGACUACUGUCAAUUAUUUUUUGUUAGAGAAUGCAGUGAAAUCUUGUGUCAACUUGUCACAAUUUGCAGAUAUUAUGAAUAGAAACAUAGUGAAGCUUAAA